GCUGCAGAGGACUCCGAUCAAGCUGCAGUGCUUCGCCGUGGAUUCCCCAUCUGCAAAGGAGCCAGUUGGCUACGUGGUCCUUGAUCUUAGGUCCGUUCAAGAAAAGCCGACGGUCUCCUCCCUUCACCAACUUGUACUGACAGGCAUGGUGAAGUAUGGUCAACAAACCCCAUGACUGACAUGGAGUGGGGAGGCUUUCAUCCAACAGUGGAUUGACAAGCGACUGUAAAUUAUUAUUUUUACAGAAUUAUUGUUUUGCAUGAGAAGAAUAAUGUCCAGGUUUUAAUCUGUGGCAAGUAAAAAAGCUACUAUAAACUGUUUAUAAAUUACUGAAAGAAUUGUAAAAGUAAUUGACAGACCUCAUGCGCAACAUUUAUGUAAAUACUUUAGGCAAUAUAGGAUCUCAGAAAUCUGGAGUGAAUUGAAGUUUGUGCCAGUGCAACAAUCAAAGCUACAUUUGCCUGUGACCUAAUUACCCUGCAAUGCACCUGAUCUUGUUAGAUUUCAAAAGCGAAACAGGGUUCAGCCUGGUUAGUACUUGGAUUUGGAGACUAGCUGGAAAAAUCAAGAGUUGCAGGCUGAAGCUGUGAAGUGUGCAAUAUAUGCAGGUACAGCAGUUAAUUAUUGAGUCUUUCUGUUGAACUUUGAGCGUUACCAUCUCAUAUGCGUUGGGGUUUCCUCCAGAUAUUCUACUUUCCUCCCAUGUGCCAAUAUUCACAAAUGAUAUUGGACAAACAUCACAUUGCAGGACCUUCCUGAAAGAGUCUUGACAGUUCUUGGAUAAAUGAAGGGUAUUACCAUUACAUUAACAUUUUUGAAUGACUAUAGUAUAAUUUACAAUUGUUCAAGGUGUUUUUUUACAUAACUUUUUUAGCACAAUCUGUUCCAGAAAAUCUGCUCCUAUUAAUUGAAGUUUUUUGCCAUUUUUUUCAUAGGUACGGGCUACCAAUUUAUCUUUUCAUGCCAAAGCCAAGAACAGAAUACUGUGCAUUGUCCAUUCUGUUUUUACAGAGACUCUUUAUUAGUCUGACAACUGGUGCCACUGUGUAUGAUUUAUUUUUUUAUUUAGAGGAAAUAAUUUACUUGUAAAGCAUUUCCGUUUAAUAUAGAGGCAAGCAAGUGAAUUGCUGUAAACAAUUUUAAUCACUACCAUUAUCAUCAUCAACCAUAGUUAAUCCACUGUCAGAUGAAGGCCUCUCGAAGCUGCCAUUGUUUUUCAUGAUGCAGCAAUGUAAAAAUUCACCUUUCCAUCUCCUCAGUGGGUGUACUUUCAUACACAUUCCAUUCCUACCACAUCUUUCACUAUUGACCAUUGCUAUUGUCCCCUCUAGCCAUGAUGUGUCUUGUCCAAACCCACUUAUUCUUAUUAGCAGUUUGAAUUGUCUUUAACCUGCACCAAGUUCUCUAAUCAAUGCAUCCCUCCUCCCGUCUCUCACUGUAUUUCCCAGCAUGCAUCUCUUCAUGUAUUUUGUGCACUUUUCAAUUUACCUUCCAUUGCUUUUUUCUAAAUGAUCACGUUUCUUGGAAACGCAUGUCAUAGUGGGUAGAAUGUGCUGCCAGUUAUAUUUAUUUAAAUAUUUUUAGCCACCCAAGUGGUACCCACUGUUGAGCAGCAAGUAUGCCAAGACACGUCCAGAGCUCCGGAUUGGGGUGCUGCUGGAAAACGACUCAAAAGCACAGCCAGACGCAUUCCGGGCCAGAGACGCUCCACCGAGAGACGCUCUUAAAUCGCCUCUUUCUAUAACUAAGCUAAUGCUUCUUUCUGCACGCAUUCCAAACGCCAAGGCUCUGACGGCCGUGCUGGAUGAGGAGGAAGGCUUCUACUGGAUAGGUCCAUCCCGCCAGGCCACUGAUAUCUACGUGGUGUCAGUCACCAUUGCAUUUGCAGCUCAUUUAGAACAGCUGGUGCCGAGCAGCAUGCGGCUCCCGGAGGGAAAGCCUGAGUUCUACUUCUACUACACCCUACUGGGCAACAGUGUCGCCAACGACCCCUUCACUGACCUCCUGAACCCCAACUUCUCGCCGGAGCGAGCCUCCCUUAAAAUCCGGAGCACGGUUGAUGUUUUGCAGCGCUACUUCUCCUUGCAGCCUCCAAUACAGAUUCACCUCUGUUGUGGGGAGCAAUCCCUAGGCAGCACGGAGGUGUCACUGGAAGGAUUAGCACGCAGAGAGGUGGACAUGAGACCUGUGACGGUGGAGGGGGUAUUCGCCCUGGUCCCUCCCAACAAAACUAAGCAGAAGAUGCCGCCACUCGCUUCCGACGAGGCUCCUUCCGUCGGCGUUUCAGUGACACUCCGGCGAGAGGGUGCUCCUUCUCGGGAGGCGAGUCCAGAUAAUGCAACAUCUAAAAAACGGCUUCCAAGCAAAGAGCCCACAAAGCCAGCCUCCCAUCUGGAAGUGAGCAAGCAAGCAUCUAUAGGGGUGCCGCCCUCCCCACCCACCAAACAAUCAGCCUCAAGCCAGCUCAAAGCACAUGGCUCAUCCCCUCCGCCAAGUUCUUUCAACUCUCCUGAGUGUUCAGGCCAUGGAGGCCAAGCCUCCAGGCCACAGCAGCCCCGGUCUGACCAUGCUACCAAUGGGAAGCCCUCAGGCCAGCCGAGCCAGGCCUCGGGGCCUCCGGUGAGGCCGGCGGGCCUCGCUGACAGUCGUGGGAACAGCACAGGAAACGAGGGCGAGAGCCUGGAGGAUGAUGGGAAAGGAAGAGGUCGCACUUCAGGAGCAGGGUCCAAGGAAGCUGCUCCGGUGUCCAGCGCCGCGACUGGCAGCGAGUCGGGCCUGACGUCCGGCUCACGCGUGGCCAUCCCUGCCACUGCCCACCACAUGUGCUUCUCUCUGGACUUGCGCAGCAUCCGAGACCUGGCGCUGGACUCUGCUAUCAGCUGCUUACUGCGGUACUCGUACCCGUUCUUUGGCAGCGCUGCCCCCAUCAUGACGAAUCCUCCGGUGGAAGUUCGGAAGCACAUGGAAGUGUUCCUGCCACAGUCCUACUGCAUGUUUGAGUUUGCCACCCUACCCCAACAGCUGGAGGACACAUUCUACAGGGUGCCGCUGGUGGUGGAGUUGUGGCACCGCGACCGGCUCGCCAAGGACAGCCUUCUGGGCGUGGCGCGCCUCCCGUUGUCCCACGUGCUCACGACGGAACGCGCACGAUUCCUGGCGCCCGACGGCGGCCAGUGCUGGAGGCAGGCGUACGGCGACCGCGCGCCCGUGCUCGCCACGCACGGCUCGAGUGAAAAAAUAGCCGAGUUAAAUUACACGAUGACUCUUGAAGACCGCGGAACUGUGAAGACCCAGCAGGUCUUAAUCUCGGAGCACUCGCAGGAGGAGCGGAUUCCUCUCAGGGAGGCUCCACGUACCCGGCCCGAGCCGACCCCCGCCGUGGCGGUGGUCAAGGAGCCCAGGCAGAGCCAGGAGUACCAGGCGGCCCUCGAGCUGGAGAUGUGGAAGGAGAUGCAGGAGGACUUAUUUGAAAACCAGCUGAAACAAAAGGAGCUCGUGCACAUGCAGGCCUUGGCGGAGGAGUGGAAGAGAAGAGACAAAGAGAGGGAAGCCUUGGUCAAGAAGAAAGUUUCAGAGUAUUCCAUUCUUGAAGAAAAACUGCGGACGACGCUGUGCGACCUCGAGAGGCGGGAGAAAGAGCUCGUUGCAGGGGAACACGAGCUCCGGCAGCUGCAGCGGGAGCUGGAGGGGGAGCGGCAGCGUGCGCAGUUGGAGGCGGCGGACCGCGUGCGCCGUGCGAACGAGGACUGCAGUCACCAGCUCGAGCUGGAGCGGCUCAAGUUGGCGCAGAUGGAGGAGGCGCGCGGCCACUCACUCACGCAGCUGCGAGAGGCCGAGCAAAGGCACAAGGCGCUGGAGCGAGAGUUCCAGCAGUACCGUGAGCAGCAAAACGUCAAGCCAGAAGUUCGUCUUCAGUCCGAGAUCAACCUGCUCAACCUGGAGAAGGUUGAGCUGGAACGUAAGCUGGAUUCAGCCCUCAAGUCCAAGCUUCAUUACAAACAGCAGUGGGGUCGUGCGCUGAAGGAACUGGCCAGGAUUAAGCAGAGGGAGCAGGAGAAUGCUCUGGCGAGGCUACACAAGCAGCAGACGGAGCUGGAGCACAUGAGACUGCGGUACCUGGCAGCCGAGGAGAAGGAGGUAGUGAGGGCCGACCGCCAAGAGCUGGAAGGCAUCAAGAAUGACCUCAACAGACUGAAACUUCAGGAGCAGCAGAAGGAGCCUGGACCGAAGCCGGCCCAGCUGCCGCUGGAGACCGCUGCCGCCGGUGCUGCCCCGCGUGCAGCCCCCGGGCACGGGGGCGGCGCCGGCGCCGCCGAGGAGAGCCACGACGCGCACCUCACGCGCCUCAUUGAGGAGAGGGACACGCUGCUCCGCACGGGCGUCUACACGCACGACGACCGCAUUGUCGUGGAGCUCGACCGCCAGAUCCGAGAUGCCAUCUCGCGGCACGAUGGCAGCGUCGGCCACGCGGGCCCCACGGGCCACAUCGGUCACACUUGAGGCGGCAGCGAUGGCAGCAGCAGCAGCGUCUUUCUCGCUGUGGAGAGGGGGAGCAAGCCGUGUAAUAAGUGGGAUUGGCUGUGGAUUCCCGCGGCAGACUUACCCCCGGGAUGAGCCAGGAGUGGGCUGGUUACCACGCGGCUUUUCUUCUUUGCUGCACUCUUUUUCACUUGUCACCUGACCUGGCCGCGGAAUCAGUCGUGACGUUGCGGAAUCGACACGGAAGAAAGUCUCUCACAUCGGACAACUUCAGGGUUUUUGUUUUUUGUGUUUAAAAAAAAAAACCAGUUAAAAUUACAAACAUAAUAGAUCUUAGACUGGGAUCGCGUAACCUAACCCAAGCGUGCGUUAAGCCUUGUUAAUUUUUUUUAAUUUUGAUCGCUUUCCUCCAGCCGUAGAGGAGGUGAGGGUGGGAGUGGGGUAGAGCAGGAAUUGCCGUUCCCAUGAAUUGUUGGGAUAAGCCUGGCAAGGGCUUGAGUCCUCAAUAAAACAGCCGUGCAAAUGUGGCAUUACACACAGGCAGACCUCCCUUCCACGGCUGCCACGUGCGAGGGGGCACAUCUGAGGAACAAAUCUAUGAGACCACUAACCCGCAUAUUCUUUGGUUCUUUCGGUAAAGUCACGUAGGUAAGAACCAAAGAUUAUGGAUCCUUGCAGUCACGAAACUUCAAAUCUAGCACUAACCCGCAAUUGAUAAUUAAAUUCAACACAUUUUUUGUUUACACGGAUGAAGCAUUUGUUGUGUACCUAUGCUGUUAUAUACAGAUCAAUUAAAAGUUUUCAUUUGGCGAUAUCUGCAGGUUGUUGAAAAAAUAACUUCCAGGAGGUGUGCUUUCUACUACGAUCAAAGAGGUUUGUGUGUGAUGUUGGUACAUGGUCAUGUCUAUGCCCUGCAAGAGCUUUUAUCACAAACACAUGCAAUUAAGUCUAACGGCUGAAUUCCACUUUGCAUUACAUUAUUAAUUUUGUAUUAUGCAUCUCAAUCGACACAAACAACUGGGAGUUUAAUACUAAAAUGUUGUCAUUUUAAACAUUUGUGAAUUUGAAGUGUGCGAAUUGUAAAGUGAUGUUUUCCUGAGUGUUGGUUUUAUUUGAUCUCGAGUUGUUAGGUUGUUUUUUACUUCUUGAGUUGUAAAUUUUAAAGUAUUUUUCAAUAAACUUAAAUGUUUAGUCUUUAAUUGCAUUACAGAGCAACUCUUUUACAACUUUGAUUGUAUAAUCUAUUGCAUUUCAUAGGUGAGCAUGACCAUUUUACAAUGCUGCAUCCCUUACAAGAUGCCUGCACGUGGUGUAAUGGUUCCCACACCUGGGCUUGCAGUCCAAGUUCGAUUUUCUGGCGCAACAUUUGAAGAAAUUGGCAAGUUUUUUUUUAAAUCCCCCCUGCCGUCUGUCCACUGAGCUUGUUGUAAGUGGUACGUACACCACAGUUAGUCAAUGGGCAGGUCAAGUGUGGUAGGUUAAAUUGUGGGUACGUCCAGUUCCAAGAAGUCUGACUAUCGUGUAAAAGUCUGCCAACAAUACCCUCCAGAGGGGUUCAUGAGAGCUCCCUCUAAUGGAGGCCCUUCCAGCAGCAGUGGUGUGAGCCGGAAAUUGCAGGACUGUACCCAUUAUCUUUUUUUUUACUUUUGCAAUGUUUUACAAAAUAAAUAAUCAUUCGCCUUUUUUUGUAAACAAUAACUAACGAGCCUGUUUUAAUAUCCUAAACGCUGCCCACAAGUACUUACAAGAAAAAAAACUACUUUAGAAAACAUUUUGGUGAAGUCCAGGAAUUUCACUUUUCUUCAAGACGUCCUAUUCGCCGAGCAUUUACUAUCGCUGGGUGACGGAAUGCGGCAUCGAUGAAAGCCGGUGAGCGGCUCGUCCAUGUUUCCAGCGUUCGUAGGCUCGGUGUGCCCUGUGGGGCUACUGCUCAUGGCUGCUGGAAGAGCUGAUAGAUGGCCUGGCAGUGCUGUGGGCUGAAGAAACAUUGAUAGAUUUAAGAGCCACCCAAAGAUGCCUUAAAGACGAUCGCAUAAAUCCAUGAAGGAAAUGCCGAGCCAGUGCAGAGCGGUUUAUCUUGCGCCCUCGUACUAUUUUCACUCAGAAAUUUCAGCCUCGAUAAAUAUUGUCCUGUUUAGAAAUUACGACCUGAAUAAAUUUUGACUCUUAACCUGCAAAUGCAGCACUGUAUAUGUAUGGUCCUAACAUGGACAACUUUUACUUUCUGAAGAAUUGUGUAAAAUGUUAAUGUCGGGAUACUCAUGUGAUCAUGCUUUAGUAGACUACACAAUGCAAAUCCCACCCAUUAACAAUUAAUUGAUAGACCAAUACAUUUACAAACAUUCUUGGAAUGUUUUUGUGGAUUGUCACUCUAAGUGCAGCUUUUGAACUCACAUUUGGUUCACUAUGUGCGAUUUUUACAAUUAGAAUUAUCCCCCUGAGAAGCUUAUACAAAGCAUUUGAAUGUAUAUUUUUUUAUUACAAUUUGUGUUUUAAAGAAAAUGGUGUUCAGGAGUAAUUUAGGUGGGAACGAGUUUGAAGUUGGCGAAAUGUGAAAGUUCAUUUGUUUCUAUUUCCUCCUGCUGUUUCAUUUUAUGAUUUCUAUAACAAGGGGGAAUGCGUCCCAGCGGAGCUUUCGUUAGGGCCAUUUUGAUUAAGUGUCUGCCAAAAUGCAUUUGCUCUGUUGACAUAAUUUUACCUUUCAGUUUCCCCAAUUAAAAAUUAUUACGAUAAA
Petromyzon marinus (sea lamprey) is the source of this 7213-nucleotide messenger RNA. It is a transcript of the gene CEP120, whose product is annotated as centrosomal protein 120. Gene Ontology annotation, cellular component: centrosome. The record is from RefSeq and is a predicted model, not a curated record. NCBI's taxonomy places the organism in Eukaryota, Metazoa, Chordata, Hyperoartia, Petromyzontiformes, Petromyzontidae. Gene Ontology annotation, biological process: interkinetic nuclear migration; positive regulation of centriole elongation.